Messenger RNA from Haliotis rufescens (red abalone), 977 nucleotides. RefSeq names its product centrin-3. NCBI's taxonomy places the organism in Eukaryota, Metazoa, Mollusca, Gastropoda, Lepetellida, Haliotidae. The transcript has 6 exons. The record is from RefSeq and is a predicted model, not a curated record. Gene Ontology annotation, molecular function: microtubule binding; calcium ion binding. Gene Ontology annotation, biological process: spindle pole body duplication. Gene Ontology annotation, cellular component: microtubule organizing center. The coding region runs from base 88 to 591 and encodes 167 amino acids.
CUUGGAUACGAUGAUGCGGCUCUUUUUACAGAGCUAUAUGGCGGCGCGCGAGUAUCAACUUGAACUUGUAAUUGAGAAACAGUUAGGAUGAGUCUAUCGCUAAGAGCGGAGUUUGCCCUGGACAAGAGCAAGAAGAAGAAGAAGAGGGAAUUAGCAGAGGAACAGAAACAGGAGAUCAAGGAGGCCUUUGACUUGUUUGACACCGACAAGGACAGAGCUAUAGACUACCAUGAGCUCAAGGUUGCUAUGCGGGCACUGGGCUUUGAUGUGAAGAAAGCUGACGUCCUGAAAGUACUGAGAGAUUACGACAGGGAAGGCUCCGGAAAGAUCACAUUUGAUGACUUUAAUGAAGUUUUGACUGACAUGAUGCUGGAGCGGGACCCACAGGAGGAGAUCCUGAAGGCCUUCAAGCUGUUUGAUGAUGACACGUCCGGCAAGAUCAGCCUCCGAAACCUGCGCCGAGUAGCAAGGGAGCUGGGAGAGAAUAUGACCGACGAGGAGCUGAGAGCAAUGAUUGAUGAGUUUGACCGCAACGGAGAUGGAGAGAUUGACGAGGAUGAGUUCAUCGCUAUCAUGACGGGGGACACAUAAGUCGAAGACGCUCCAUGGCAUCAUUCAAGGGGGACUCAUUGACUACCAGGAACUGACUGGCAGACCACAGCGCCUGUAUCAAGUGUACCCACAUACUACAUACACCAGUCAGGAGUUGUGGAAUGUUGAACCUGACCAGAAUGUUGACAGUCUAUCCAGGGCGAGACUUGGACACUGCCACUGGUACUUCAAGUGGGCAGUAUAUGUAUUAUAUAGAGGUAGAAUACUCCUGUGUGUGUUGACUGCUGACUUGAGGAACAGUCCCUGUGGCACAUUCUACACUCCUGUCAACUGUCUCAUCAAGACAUUCAUGAUGUUGGACGUCAACUGUCCUAAACUAUCGAUCUGUGGAAGGUUUGGGGACAUUAAACAUUUUCAUUGAAUUU